This is a messenger RNA of Chlorella variabilis, 3110 nucleotides long. RefSeq lists its product as hypothetical. The record is from RefSeq and is a predicted model, not a curated record. The annotation marks the transcript as partial. The transcript is spliced from 14 exons. NCBI's taxonomy places the organism in Eukaryota, Viridiplantae, Chlorophyta, Trebouxiophyceae, Chlorellales, Chlorellaceae.
AUGCCAGACACCCAGCCAGUACCAGGCAGCCUUGCGCUGAUCCUGGUGGGCUUGGAUCGCUGGCGCUUUAUCACACACAGCACCGACGACGGUGCCAUCAGCCACACGGCAGAGAGCGGCGAGGGCACGGUGGUGCACUGCGGCGUGCUGUCGGCCGAGCAGAUGGCAGGCUUCCGGGCGGCCCUGAGCGGCGCCCUGGCCAAGGCGGCGCAGCGCAAGGGCGACGAACGCUCUGCGGCUGGGGGCGGGCAGGGCCACCAGAAGACGCCGGCGAUGGUGCGCGCCCUGGUGCUGCAAGCGCUGGACCAGCUGGAGGCAGAUGAAGAGGACGAGGUGCCGGCGCGGCAGCCGCAGGGCGGUUUCACCGACGUCGGGCUGCACACAGGCGGCGCGCCGCGAGACACCGCAUGGCCGCUGGUCCGCGAGGCCAUCAGGGCAACACUGGGCCACGUCAGCACCUGCCGCAGCCCCUCCCCCGACCUCUUCCAGCUGGCAGAGGCCCACCUGCAUCUGUGGCUGCUGCAGCGUCAGGUGCCGCUGGUGGUGAAUGGCUCAGCCACCUCGACGGCGCUGAAUGCUGCCAUGCAGAUGACGGCGGCUGUGGCCAGCGUGGGCGGCGAGCUGGCUGUGCAGGCGCACGACGUGGCACACGUUGAGGCAGCCUGCAGAGCGGCCCGGCUGGCGCUGGAGGGCGCCAGAGCAGCGCGGGUGCAGGCGGCCGCCAGCGAUGCGCAGCUGCCAGCCCUGGCUGGGCCAGACUCGCCCUGCGGCCCCGGCAGCUACCGCCUCCCGCGCGGCGUUUUGCCGCCGCUCGCCGGCCCUCAGGCUGAGGGAGGCGGCCUCGAGGAGGCCAUUGAGCGGGAGGGCCGCAACCUGGGCUCGCUGCUGCUGCCGCCAGAGCGCCCGCCAGGCCAGCUGCCGUUUGCCGACCUGCUGGCAGCACUGUCCGCCGCCCGGCAGCACCAGGGCAGCGUGGUGGCACAGCACGCGCUGUGCAUGGUGGAAAGAGAGAUGUUCCAGCGCGCCGUGCAAGGCUUUGGCGCGAAGGCGCGCCUGCCAGAAACAGAGGUGGAUUCCCUGGUGGAAGUGGUGAAUGCCUACCUGCUGGCGCUGCACACGUUCCAAGGCGGGGGGGCCAGCGAGCCCCGCAUGCAGGCAGACCUGCGGAGCCGCGGCGUGCUGGUGGUGUGGGUGGCGCUGUGCAUGGUGCACGCCGCCGCGGCCCACGCCCACCCGCUGCUGCAGCAGUACGGGGUGGGCGUCAACUGGGCCGACCUGCGCCACCUGGCGCUCAGCGACAGGACAGCUCUUGCAGCAAUGCCUUACGUGGAUCUCCUGGAUGAGAGCGACGAGCUGCUACGCCACAUCUACCAGCUCAUCUACGCAGUUGGCGCCCACACUGAGCUGCCUUCCCAGCAGGCCCGCGCCCGCGCCUGCCAGGCGCUGCUGCAUGUCCUGUCUCGGGAGGCGCACGGCAGCGGGCCCAUCGGCAACCUGCUGGCUCGGCAGGGCGUGGCCGUGCCCAGUGGGCCAGGCGGCAAGCCGGGAGCCUACCGCGGCGUGCGCCUGCUGCCGGGCGAAGCACUGGAGAGGGCCGCCCCGGAGCUGCGCCAGCUGCUGGCGGAGGCGGUGCUGGCCCAGCCGCCGCAUGCGAUGCGCUGGAUGGCAGGCCACCCCCAGCAGGAGCUGCUGCUGUGCUGCAUCACCGACACAGCGCUGGACGCCAGCGCCGCCUUGGACGCCUUGCCGGGGGGCCUGAGCGAGGGAGAGCGCGCCGACGUGCUGGCGCUGCGCGGCCUGCUGGCCUGCGGGGUGCUGCAGCACUGCCUGCAGAUGAGGCACCUGGUGGACUAUGGCGUCAAUGAUAACGUCGGCGCCCGCAAGCGCCUGGCGGUACCGUACCGCGCCGCCCACCUGCCCUCCGAGCGCUCUGAGUACGCCCAGCCCGACUCCGCCCUCACCCUCACCACCCUGGCCUACUACCAGCGCGGCCUGUCCCGCAAGGAGCUACUGGACGCCCUGCUCAAGCUGCUAGGCCUGGGCCAGAAUGCGCAGCAGGCGCACUUUGCAGAGUGGCUGGCGCUGGCGGCCCCGGACGUCGCCGCAGGCAGGGCCAGCCAAGCGCAGUGGGCCAGGGAGCCGAUGCCGCUGGCCUCCUGUCAGGAGCUGGCGACCGUGGACCAGGCCAGCAAGCUGGACACCACCAACGCCUCGCAGGUGGACCUGCUGCACAGGCUGUUCAGCCACAACAUGGCGGCAGUCGACUUCUGGCUCAAUGUCUGCGUGUUCCCGGAAGAGACGCGCCAGUUCCCUCACCGCCUGGUGGCCACCUCUUGGAACCUGGCAGACAACCCCCACCACUGCCACGCCAUCCCCCGCGCAUUCCAUCCCGCUGUCGCUGCUGCCCCACCCGCCACGGCCGCCGCAGGCACCAACGACAACCACCGCCUGCUGCCGCUGCAAGUGCGGCAGCACCUGGACGUGGAGCCCCGCCUGAGGGCCACCAACGGCAAGAUGCUGGCGGUGCUGCUGGCCAACCCGCGGUACCACACAAUUGCAACGCAGCAGGGCCAGGCGGUGUGGGAGGCGCUGCUGCAGCUUGCGGUGCGGGAGGGGAUGGAUGCUCUCGUGGACUGUGGCGCGCUCCUGGCCGGCACCAGCAACAGGGCUGCCGCCGACUACCUGCUGCAGCUGCUGGACCGCCGCCGCUUCUCCGGGGUGUGCUACUUCGAUGAGGCGGAGCGGGAGUGGGUGGUGGCCGACCCCCAGGGCCGCCGCCAGCCCCGGGCCAGCUCCCCCAUCCGCGAGGCCCAGUGCCUGACGCUGUUUGACGAGGCGAGGUGCCGGGGCGCAGACCUGCAGCUGCGCCACGGCGCCGUGGGCCUGCUCACCCUGGGCCCAGCUACCACCAAGGACAAGCUCAUGCAGUCGGCUGGCCGGCUGCGCAAGCUGGGCAAGGGCCAGACGCUGCAGACGGUCGGCACUGCCGACGUCACAGCCAAGAUAGCGCGGGUGGCUGGGAUGGCGGACGAUGCCGCCAUCACCUCCCUCCACGUGCUGCAAUGGGCUAUGGCCAACACGGUGGCGGCAACCCAGCGCGGCGUGCUGGA